UCACUGUCAGGUAGUGGCGGUGGUGCUGUGAGCGGGUUAGCUGUGAGGCUCUGAGCUGAUUCACUGUAGAGUUUAAUAUUAGAGUUUAUUAUAGAGUUUUUCUGUAUUUAUUAGAUUAAUUCGGGUGAAUUCAGCGCUCUGCAAUGAUUCUUACCGCCGCUGGAGGUUUCAGGCUGAGUCCGCCGCAGUGAGGCGAGGUGAGGUGGAGAUGUCCGGCCUGGCGGGAGAGCUGAGCGGCCGCAGCAGAGAGGAGCUGCAGGAGAUCCUCAGCAGACAGGAGAAGAUCCUCCUCAACAAGAGGUUCGUUCAGACCCUUCCGGAUAAGGGGAAGAAGAUUACAGACUUUGUGGAGAAGGUGCGGCAGGCGCUGGAAGCUCUGGAAGAGGAGGAGGAGAAGCAGGCCAGUCUAUCCGCUAUUGGAACAGAAUUUCAGGUCCGGUAUCAGCAGGCUUUAGCUCAGCGCAGGAAUGCUGAGCGAGAAACUGUUAAAGAGGAGGAAAACUUGCUGGAAACCGGCAGAACGAAUCAGCCAAACACAGAGGGCGUCAUGGAGGCGUCCACACCUGCUGGCGGUGCAGAAGAUCUGGUGGAGGCGCUUGGACGGGUCAAUCUGUCUGAGGAAAAGAAUCGUCCUCUGAGAGACACUGUUAUUAACUCUCCACCUAGAAACGUCUUCAGUGCCACACAGUCUCAGAAGAAACCACAUUAUAUAGAAGUGUUGGACAGAGCGGAUGCAGAUAAGCAAAAACACAGAUUUAAACCUAAUCAACAAAGACAUAAAGGGUCAGGCUCCUCCUCUCCCGGUCACUCCUCUGGCAGUGCCACGCCCCUCUCUGCUGAGGCUCGGAGACAGAGGGACAGAAAGCACCUGGAUGACAUCACUGCUGCUAAACUCCCCCCACUGCACCACAGCCCCGCCCAGCUGCUCACCCUGGAGGAGUCGGCCGCCCUCCUGAGGGAGCAAACCAGAAAACAGCAGGAGGUGCAGGCCAGACUGGCUGCCCAGAAGUUGGCUGAGGGUCUGACUGUGACUAUGAGCGGCUAUAAUCCUGAAGGUGUCGCUCUGGGCACCUACAGAGAAGUGCAUGAUGAUGGAGCUGUCUCAGAUGAAGACUGAUGAAGAGUCUGGGCUGUUUUCAGCUUUCUGAAAUGAACACUGUUGGGCACAGACUGGAGUUCGAAGCUGGCUCUGCCUCUGGGUUCUACCUCAGCCUUUACACACAGAGAGGCUUUUAACUCAGAGACCGGAGAGAGUACACUUAUUUAAUACCGUCUUCUACUCAGGUGUCUUCAUGAUUUGUUCUGUCCAUUUCAGAAACGAAUAAUCUGCCUGUUCUGAUGGUGAUAAAACAUAUAUAUACUUAACCGUAUCUGCGUAUCUGGAACACCUUGCCUGCUGCUGGGGGUCUGAAGAAGAUACUGUGGAACCCAGUAUAGGUGUAAUGUGGAGUGCUCUUACUGGAAUAGUCCAGCAUUUUUAACCUGAAUUUCCUGUUGCUUUAUUAAAACACGCCAUUUGUUUCUCUGUCUCAGUACAGGUAACAUUUAAGGGGCCUUAUGUGACACCCUACUGGUGGACCCCCAUCCAAUUUGGUCAUAUCAAUUAUAAAAAAAAUAAUAAAAUAAAAUAAUAUAUAUAUAUAUAUAUAUAUAUAUAUAUAUAUAUAUAUAUAUUCAGUUUAUAUAUUAAUGCAUCUAAAAAAUAAUAACAUUGAAAAAUUACUUUAUUUCAGUAAUUCAAUUCAAAAUGUGAAUCUCAUAUAUUAUAUAAAUGUAUUACACACAGAGUGAUCUAUUUUAAGUGUUUUUUUUUUCUUUUAUUGUUGAUGAUUAUGACUUACAGCCAAUUAAAAAACCCAAAAAUCAGUAUCUCAGAAAAUUACAAUAUUAUAUAAGACCAAUUGGUACUUUUGGCAGUGUGGGCAGUGUGCCAAGUCCUGCUGGAAAAUGAAAUCCUCAUCUCCAUUAAAGUUGUCAGGAGAUUUUACAGCACUUCAUGCUUCCCUCUGCUGACAAUUUUUAUGGAGAUGCGGAUUUCAUUUUCCAGCAGGAACACAUAUAGAAUUAUGUUGUACAAAAAGUGUUAAAUAAACCUGAAUAUGUUUUAUACUUCAGAUACUUUAGAUUUGCUCAGUCAGCUUCAUAAGAUAGUUACCUGGAGCGGUUCUCCCAGUUUUAAAGCUCUGAAAGGUUGAAAAAUGCUGGAAUAUUCCUUUAAUACUUACGAUAAUGAGGAACUAGAUCAAUCUAUGUAUGAGACUAAGUGCUCUCUACAUGUGUUUUUAUGAGUUUAUCUCCUUUUUCACCUCUGUGAGACAUCCUAAAGGACAUCCUACAGCCAGACUGAGUCUUAGACAUGUGUGAGAUAUUGGAACAUCAUGUGAAAAACAGAUUCUUAUUUUUGUAAAACCUAUUUUGCAGUGAGUAUUUAAAAUAAAUAAUACUGACUAAAUAA
Molecule: messenger RNA, 2455 nt
Organism: Astyanax mexicanus (Mexican tetra)
Lineage: Eukaryota; Metazoa; Chordata; Actinopteri; Characiformes; Acestrorhamphidae
Gene: polr2m
Product: RNA polymerase II subunit M
Exons: 4
Coding region: 209-1117 (302 amino acids)
Biological process (GO): intracellular signal transduction; transcription elongation by RNA polymerase II
Cellular component (GO): intracellular anatomical structure; nucleus
Molecular function (GO): transcription elongation factor activity
Source: RefSeq, a predicted model, not a curated record